Messenger RNA from Delphinapterus leucas (beluga whale), 1357 nucleotides. The record is from RefSeq and is a predicted model, not a curated record. Lineage: Eukaryota; Metazoa; Chordata; Mammalia; Artiodactyla; Monodontidae.
CUUUUUUGUUUGCUUUCUUGCGAUGGCUCGAACUAAACAAACUGCGCGGAAGUCCACCGGCGGCAAGGCGCCGCGCAAGCAGCUGGCCACCAAGGCGGCUCGGAAGAGCGCGCCGGCCACGGGCGGCGUGAAAAAGCCGCACCGCUACCGGCCCGGCACGGUGGCCCUGCGCGAGAUCCGCCGCUAUCAGAAGUCCACGGAGCUGCUGAUCCGUAAGCUGCCGUUCCAGCGCCUGGUGCGCGAGAUCGCGCAGGACUUCAAGACCGACCUGCGCUUCCAGAGCUCGGCCGUGAUGGCGCUGCAGGAGGCGUGUGAGGCCUACCUGGUGGGGCUCUUCGAGGACACCAACCUGUGUGCUAUCCACGCCAAGCGUGUCACCAUCAUGCCCAAGGACAUCCAGCUUGCUCGCCGCAUCCGCGGGGAGAGAGCCCUUGGUACCCUCGGACACGGCGUGCUUGGCCAGCUCCCCAGGCAGCAGCAGGCGUACGGCCGUCUGGAUCUCCCUGGAGGUGAUGGUCGAGCGUUUGUUGUAAUGCGCCAGGCGCGACGCCUCGCCCGCGAUGCGCUCGAAGAUGUCAUUGACGAACGAGUUCAUGAUGCCCAUAGCCUUAGACGAGAUGCCGGUGUCCGGGUGGACCUGCUUCAGUACCUUAUACACUGUUUGCAAUCUCAUAUUAUGGCUCGUACUAAGCAGACCGCUCGCAAGUCCACCGGCGGCAAGGCCCCGCGCAAGCAGCUGGCCACUAAGGCGGCCCGCAAGAGCGCGCCGGCCACGGGCGGCGUGAAGAAGCCGCACCGCUACCGGCCCGGCACGGUGGCCCUGCGCGAGAUCCGCCGCUAUCAGAAGUCCACGGAGCUGCUGAUCCGCAAGCUGCCGUUCCAGCGCCUGGUGCGCGAGAUCGCGCAGGACUUCAAGACCGACCUGCGCUUCCAGAGCUCGGCCGUGAUGGCGCUGCAGGAGGCGUGCGAGGCCUACCUGGUGGGGCUCUUCGAGGACACCAACCUGUGUGCUAUCCACGCCAAGCGCGUCACCAUCAUGCCCAAGGACAUCCAGCUUGCUCGCCGCAUCCGCGGGGAGAGGGCGUAAAUUGGCCUUCUUAAUCGAGUGAUAACCGAAACCCAAAGGCUCUUUUCAGAGCCAAUCACUUGAUCAUAUAAAAGGUGCCGUAGUACUUGGUCAUUAAGAGCACAAAUUUUGCGCAGUCCCGAGAGACCUUUGUGGAGAGAGUCUCGGAAUUAAGCUCUUUAAAAGGCCUAUGGUGUGGGUUUUUUUUUUUUUGGGUUGCGUUGGGUCUUCAGUGCUGCAUAUGAACUUUCUCUAGUUGCGGCGAGCGGGGGCUACUCUUCGUUGUGGUGC